UUAUUGGCGGCCCCGAGGUUCCUCUGGAGAAUAAAGGCCUGGAGCUGAGCGUCCUGCCAACCUUCUGCUCUCCCAGGACACAGACACAAUCUACCUCUCUCGCUGCUCCGUCCAGCUCCUUCUGUGCCGGCCAUGGCAGCCCAGGAGCCCCUCCACGUGAAGACCCCGCUGCGUGACAGCAUGGCCCUGUCCAAAGUGGCUGGCACCAGUGUGUACCUAAAGAUGGACAGUUCCCAGCCCUCAGGCUCCUUCAAGAUCCGAGGCAUCGGACACCUCUGCAAGACGAGGGCAGCACAAGGCUAUAGACAUUUUGUCUGCUCUUCAGCGGGCAAUGCAGGCAUGGCAACAGCCUAUGCUGCCAGAAGGCUGGGCAUCCCGGCCACUAUCAUUGUUCCUAGCACCACACCCACCCUCACCAUUGAACAGCUCAAGAAUGAAGGUGCCACAGUUGAAGUCGUGGGAGAGAUGUUGGAUGAGGCCAUCCAACUGGCCAAGGCUCUAGAAAGGAACAACCCAGGCUGGGUGUACAUCCAUCCCUUCGACGACCCUCUCAUCUGGGAAGGCCACACUUCCAUCGUCAAGGAAUUGAAGGAGACGCUGAGUGCCAAGCCUGGGGCCAUUGUGCUCUCGGUUGGCGGCGGGGGCCUGCUGUGUGGAGUUGUCCAGGGGCUGCAAGAGGUGGGCUGGGAGGAUGUGCCCGUCAUCGCCAUGGAGACCUUCGGUGCUCACAGCUUCCAUGCUGCCAUCAAGGAAGGAAAGCUGGUCACCCUGCCCAAGAUCACCAGUGUUGCCAAGGCCUUGGGUGUGAACACUGUGGGGGCGCAGGCCCUGAAGCUGUUUUACGAACACCCCAUUUUCUCUGAGGUCAUCUCGGACCGGGAGGCUGUGUCCGCUAUUGAGAAGUUUGUGGAUGAUGAGAAGAUCCUAGUGGAACCUGCGUGUGGCGCGGCUCUGGCUGCAGUGUACAGUGGCGUGGUGUGCAGGCUGCAGGAUGAGGGCCGGCUGCCAAGGCCGCUGACUUCACUGGUGGUGGUUGUGUGUGGCGGCAGCAAUAUCAGCCUGGCACAGCUGCAGGCUCUCAAAGCACAGCUCGGUCUGAAUGGGCUGCCCAAGUGACCCCGCACCCUAAGUAGUGUGGGCAGAGGACGCACCUGACAGUGGCUUCACCCUCCUUUACCCGUGUUUAUAAUGUGCACUUUUUCACUGUAAAUAAAUAAUAUAUAUAUAUAUUUAUAAAGCAAA
Myodes glareolus (Bank vole) is the source of this 1242-nucleotide messenger RNA. RefSeq names its product serine dehydratase (gene Sds). Gene Ontology annotation, biological process: L-threonine catabolic process; L-serine catabolic process. Gene Ontology annotation, molecular function: pyridoxal phosphate binding; threonine deaminase activity; L-serine ammonia-lyase activity. The record is from RefSeq and is a predicted model, not a curated record. NCBI's taxonomy places the organism in Eukaryota, Metazoa, Chordata, Mammalia, Rodentia, Cricetidae.